UCCAGUAGUUUCCAAUGUUUGAACUUUGGUGUGAAUGCUCACAAGUUUUUAAAAUCGUACAUGCACCAGACGGAAAAGAUACAACCAAAACAAGUCAAGAAUUAAAGCCAUAAUGGUAUUAAAUUAAUCGUUUUGGUUUUUCCAACAAACGUUAAGGGGAUACUACAAAAGGCAUGUCGCGCGCUCGGGCGUGUGCUUUGUCUUUCGGAGACAAGUCACAACAGUCCACGGAGUGAAGAAUCAUUUCCCAGGAGAAUAUAUACCCUUCCAGCAGUUCCUCCGCCCAUGUUCUUGUUGGAAGCCCAGAAGACCCGUAUCAUAUUUCACACCUAGUUCCUCCAGAGACACUAGACAGCAGUUGAUAAGGAUUCAACGGACAUAGUAAGGUUAGAACAGCUGUUGACACCCACGUCUUUGGAAUGCUCCCCACUUGGCCCGCGCCAUUGGAAUAACCUGGACAAGGAGACGCACGGCCCUCAGGAUUAGAUGACCUCCUGUCCAGCAGUGUUACCAUGGUCAGGCAUCCAUCAUCUGCAUCGCCAUGGCGACCUCUGCCCCUCCUUGAAACAGUUCUGCUGCUGCUCGUCAUAACAGGGGUUCACUCACAAGGCCGGCUGAAGCUAACAGUGCUCUCCGAAGAUCGUCUGCAGAUGAAAUGGAAAGAGGCAGACGGACCGGUCCAGGGCUACAAGGUCCGUGUGCGUCCCAUUUCAGACGAUCCUCAGCCGGAGCUGAUGCUGACGACCACUAAGGGCCGUGCGACGGUGGCGGGACUGGACUCCACCCAGGAGUACCUGCUGCAGGUGCUGCUGCUCAACGGAACCUCCGAGAAGCUGGUCGCCAAGAGACGCUUCACCAUUGACGGACUGCGUGAGGAUGAGUUGAUCCGCAGUGGGAAUCGCGAGCAGAAGAAGAAGGCUCUGCCGGCCGGCUCAGGCUCAGGGGAGCUGGAUGACGUCUCAGAGGUGCUGACGGCCCUGCCCACCGUCAUCUACCAGGAGCCCACCACGCUAGUUCCAACUCCAGAACCCACCACCAUGACGAGUCCCGCGCUCACAGAGCCCACCCCGACCCCGACAACUGUAGAGGAGGAGGCAGUGGAGGCCGAGACCGAGGCCGAGACUGAGACUGAGGCUGAGGCUACUGUCACCACAGCAACGGUCACCGAGAAGGCACCCAAGGAGAGGAGGAAGAAGAAGAAGGACAAGGAGAAGAGUCGCUCCAGAGACAAGACGACGACGACGGAGGACAAGGGAGGAGAUCAGGGAACAGCAGAGGACAGCAGCAGCGGCAGCAGCAGAGGAGACAAGCUGCGCAAGAUGCCCACACCACCUGUCACAGUGGGGGUGACGAGCGGCGGCGUGUUCGAGUGCAACCCGGCGACGCAGGCGGACGUGGUGAUGCUGGUGGACGGCUCCUGGAGUAUCGGCCGCACCAACUUCAGACGCGUACGCGACUUUCUAGAGGGGAUGGUCACCCCCUUCCACAUCGGGCCAGACAAGGUGCAGAUAGCUCUCUCCCAGUAUAGUGGUGAUCCCCGUACUGAAUGGCAGCUCAACAACUUCACCAGCAAGGAGCAGCUCGUGGAGGCCGUACGCAACUUCAGAUACAAGGGAGGCAACACCUUCACAGGCCAGGCCUUAAUGCAUGUGCUGAAUGAGAACCUGAGGGAGGAGGCCGGGGCCCGUCAGAACAUCCCUCACUUCGUCCUGCUGCUCACCGACGGCAAGUCUCAGGACGACGCCAUCGCCGCCGCCAACAAGCUGAAGAGCGAGGGAGUGGAGAUCAUUGCUGUUGGUGUGAAGAAUGCGGAUGUUGCUGAACUGAAGCAAGUGGCCUCUGCCCCUGAGGACCUCAACGCCUACAACGUGAACGACUUCCCCCUGCUCAGCAAGCUGGUGGGCCGACUGGUCAGGAUACUCUGUGGGAAGAUGGAGGAACGGACCAAGAUCAAACGACGUGAGAAGCCCACCCAGCCCCCCGUGGUCUCGUACCCGAGCCCCACCGAGCUGCGCUUCUCUCAGCUGGGCUCCAGGGAGGUGCGGCUCAACUGGACCCCGCCCCCACGCCCUGUCAACCAGUACAGAGUGGUCUACCACAGCACUCAGAGCAACACGCCACAGGAGCUGGUUGUGGAUGGGACUCUGUCCAGUGUCCUCCUCAACAGCCUGUCCUCCCAGACCCAGUACCAGCUCUCCAUCUUCCCUGCCUAUGAGGACAACGUGGGACCCCCUGUACGAGGAACCUUCACCACCUUGGCUCUGGCUACUCCACAGGGCCUGGAGGUGACCCCCUCGUCCCCGACCAGCCUGAGUGUUCGCUGGUCCGCUGUGGCCGGUGCCACCCAGUACAUGGCCCUCUACUCCACCCUCACCGAUGGGGAACCGGAUGACGCCAAGGAGGUGAAGAUUGGCGCGGAGCAGACGGUUGUGGAGUUGCAGGAGCUGCUGCCGUCUACAGAGUACUCUGUCACGCUGUACGCCCUCUACGACGACGACCCCAGUGACCCGGUUACCGCCAAGGCCACGACCUUCCCUCUGCCUCCUCCUAUGAGUGUCCACAUCCCCGUGGUGGGCCACAGUUCUCUGAGGGUCAGCUGGGUUCCGGGUGCGGAGGACGUCCCAGGACAUCGCAUCUUCUGCACCACCAACUAUGGCAGCGACGCCCAGGAGGUGGAGGUGAAAGGCGUCAACACAGUGCUGCUGCAGAAUCUGGCGUCUCUCUCCAGGUACUUUGUGUCGGUGCAGUCGCACUAUGAGAAAGGGCUGUCGGCACCUGUCACCGUCAACAUAACCACACUGAAAGUGCCAGCCCCUACAGACCUGAGGGUCACCAACUUCUCAGGAAGUGACAUCACUGUGAGGUGGGUGUCGGCAGCCGAUGACGUCGUCUCGUACAUGAUCAAGUGGAUCCCGCUCAGUGGGGGGAAACUUCAAGAGCUGUCUGCAGAUGGCCAGAGUGAGGGGGCGAUCCUGGAGGACGUGGAGGACAAUAAGGAGUACCAGAUAUCCGUCUCCGCCCUCUACCCCGACGGGGUGCAGAGCGAAGCAGUGGCCAUCAGAUACAGCACAUUGUCGGGGGCGGGUCCCAGCGGUGUGUCCGUGUCGGAGGAGACUGCGGAGAGCCUGCUGGUCAGCUGGGUGCCGCCCAACGCCCACGUGCAGCAGUACCGAGUCUCCUAUACGCCCCUCGGGGGUGUCACCGCCAGGGAGAACAUCGUGUCUGUUCCCGGCACUGAGAGCCGUGUGCUGCUGCAGUCUCUGGUGCCCGAUACGCGCUACAGCAUCCUGGUCACAGCAGAGUACCGCAACCGGGAGGGAGGCAGCACCACGACGCAGGGCAAGACUGCUAGCCUGCGUGUGAGCAGUGUGAGUGUUCUGCGUUCUGACCACUCCAGCAUCUGCGUCUCCUGGAGACCCGUCACAGCUGUCAGCAGCUACCGCAUCCUGAUCCAGGCCCUCAGAGAUAAGCAGCUGAAGCAGGAGGUGUUGGAUGCCUCCACCAACAGCCACUGCUUCUCUGAGCUGGAGCCGGAGACGGUGUAUCGCAUCAGCGUGUACUCCCGCCUAGAGAAGGUUGAGGGCGCUGCUGUCUCCAUUCUGCACUCCACAGCUGCUGCACCAAUCCGGAUCCCCAUACCUCCACGGGUGUUUUCCACACAUAAUGAAGUGUGUCCUGAGCUGACUAUAAGAAACAGCAUAGUCAAAGGCUAUGACAUGAUGUCUGCGUUUGGCCUUACUAAGCAGGCGCACUCCUCAGUAGACGGGGUGGCAGCUGAGCCCUUCAUCUUCACAACGCUGCCCAGCUACACCAUAUACAAGGACGUCCAGCUCACACAGAACACAGGUUUCAUCCACCCGGCGGGCAUCGCAGCAGAGCAUACGCUGAGCAUGGUGUUCAGGCUGCUGCCGGACACGCCCAGAGAGGCCUUCGCCCUGUGGCAGCUCACCGACAACGACUUCCAGCCCAAGAUGGGGGUAGUGCUCGACGCUGAGAAUAAAGUGCUGCUGUACUUCAGCCUGGACUACAGGGGAGAGGUGCAGGAGCUGACGUUUGACCAGCCGCAGGUCCAGAAGCUCUUCUACGGCAGCUUUCACAAGCUUCACCUGUCCGUUAGCCAAGUGAGCGUGUCCCUGUAUGUGGACUGUGAGCAUGUGGGUGAGAGGCCGGCCCGCCCCCUGGGCUCGCUGCCCACCGACGGCUUCGAGAUGCUGGGGAAGCUCACCAAGACACGCGGGCGCAACAGCGGCUCCGCACCGUUCCAGCUGCAGUCCUUUGAGAUGGUCUGCAACACCUCGUGGCCUUCAGAGGAUACCUGCUGCGACCUGCCUGCUCAGAGGGAUGAGGAGAGCUGUCCGGCCCCGGCCUACGCCUGCACCUGCACCUCUACCGCCCCCGGCAGACUGGGAGACAAAGGCGCACCUGGCAAGCCGGGUCCUCGUGGAGAGAAAGGGGAAAAGGGCGAGAUAGGCCAAAAGGGAGAGGUGGGCCCUCCAGGUAAAGUGGGGUUGGAAGGCGUACUAGGACCCAUUGGUGCACGAGGACCUCAAGGCAUCACAAUGCAAGGCAAAAUGGGACCACCAGGAGCUCGGGGAGAGAAAGGAGAGGUUGGGAAACCAGGAAGCCAGGGAAUGCCAGGUCCCCCUGGCGACAAGGGUAGUCAAGGAAACGCUGGUCCUGAGGGGAUCAGAGGUGUGGAGGGCAACAUGGGACCCCCUGGCAUCACUGGACCCAGGGGCUUUCAGGGGAUGCCGGGUCAUCCGGGGACAGUGGGGGACCGAGGACCCAUGGGCCCAGUUGGACCUACGGGCCUCCCAGGAAAGAAGGGUGAAAGGGGAGAGAAGGGUGAUGCCCAGUCACUGUCCAUGAUCUAUCAGCUGGUGACAGAGGCCUGUGAAAAACUAGUGCACAACGAGGUCCUGAAGCUGGACUCCUUCCUGCAUGAGAUGAGCCGUAAGCCGGUGCCCCUGGAGGACCCCGUGGGGCCACCGGGCGAGCCGGGCAUCCCCGGGUCCAAAGGCCCGCCGGGUUUCAGGGGCGAGCAGGGUCGGAUUGGCAACAGGGGGAUGCCAGGGAAAUCGGGCUACCCGGGAGAGCAAGGACAAAGAGGCGCACCUGGUGAGAAGGGCAGUCCAGGGGCCAAUUCACAGGGACCACAAGGAAUCAAGGGAUUUGCAGGUCCGCCUGGUGAGACCAAAGUGGGUAGCCCUGGUGAGCGCGGGGAGGACGGGAAGGAAGGGCUACCGGGCAUCACGGGCCCCGGGGGCCAGAUGGGGGAGAUGGGCCCCCCCGGCAUAUGCGACAGCAGCACCGGGUGCAACUCGGAUCCAGAUCCAGGCGAGGAUCCUUACUAUGGCUACCUUCCAUAAGGGAUGGUGAGGACUCGUGGAGAUGAUCCAAGUUAUACUGUAGGAGAAGAAGCACCAGAUCUUACUUACACUAUGGAAAAACAUGCGGUAACACUUUACUUGGCGCGUCGCUGCGCAACACAUUCAUUGCAGCUGUUAUACACUUUGCAUGAAGGAUUCAUGACUGUGUCGUUGGACACUCAGAGCAAACCUUUCAUAAACAUGGAAGAGAAACGGACAGCAACCUCUCAAAAUAAAAGCUUCAUCUAACCCCUUCAUCUCACCCGCAAUGCUGCUUUGUUUAUCUUUUAUUUUGACAAGUUGCUGUCCUUCCAUCUUCCGUGUUCAUGAAAGUUUUGGCAUGAAUGUCUAAUGAAAAAAAAUCAUGAAUUCUCCAUGCAAAGUGUAUAAAAGCUGUUAUGCGGAGACAUGUCAAGUAAAAUGUUACCAAACAUGCUGUGUGAGGAGGACAUGCCCCCCCCAGACACACAGGACGACUGAAGCUGCCAUAAGGAUGCACUGACUGCAUAUACACACGACCUUUCGACAUGACAGUGUAUAUCUCCAUUGAGAAUAAGGUCAAAUCCAAUACUGUCACUCAUUCACCUCACAGUGCAUUAUGUAGGGGGAAAAGUGCAGCCUUCGUAGUGCACUACUACUGCUGUGUGGCCAAAUGAACGUGUUGGACGGUGCCCUAAGAUGAAGUGUACAGGGGCGUAGCAGCGCAUUUUGGGCCCUAUUAGUAUGUACAAUCAGCUCCAAUGGGACCCCCCCACCCCCAGCCAUAUGUCUACAUAAAUGUGUGUGUGGGCCCCCUAUAUACUGUACAUUGGACCCUGUUGACUCAGUCACACUUUACCCCCCUGAACGACACGACACCCUUGUACAUGCUCAUGGACUGUGCAGCAGCUACAGAUGCAGACUCUUCCCCAUUCUGAGUUCCAUACUCUUCCCCAUUCUGAGUUUCAUACUCUUCCCCAUUCUGAGUUCCAGUGGUACGCCAUGGAGAUGUGCCUUAUGUGUGUGUGUGAUUUACAAAUCGUCAGCAUUGGUGGGUGAUAAAAGAAGAAGUGCCUCCAAAGGCAUCAUGGUUGUUGCGGAAGACUUUGAUGCUGAUUUGAUUGAUCUUUUGUAUGGAAGGUUCCUUCAUGUGAUGGAAAGAUGAUGUCUUUUGUAUUUACAAAUGAGAAAGCAGUAUAUGUGUGUUAUAUGGAGAAAUACGGUUUCGCACUGAUAAUGUUUAUAUUGCUCAUCGGUUUAUUGUAUUAUAUGUUUUUUAUUUAUGUCCUCCUUUGUGUUUUUUACAAUUUCUUGUAAAGCUGUUUUCAUCUCUGCUAUUCUGUCUUAUUUGUCAUUAUGAUCGAGUUGAAAUGAAAUUACGUGUCGUGUGUUAUUAUAAAACUAAACUGUGAGACAUUUUCUUUACUCAUGAACAUACAUUAGGAAUAUAUUGUAUUUAGACUUUAUUUGAUACCAUAUCAAGCAAUUGUAUACGUUGGUUGUGUUGGGAAUAUUUUCUCUGUUAUUCCAAGGUGCUUACCGUACAGAUUUGUGUUCCAUAAACGGUCAAUGCAGUCACUACCUACUAAACCAUCCUUGAACGUUGGCCAC
Messenger RNA from Engraulis encrasicolus (European anchovy), 6959 nucleotides. It is a transcript of the gene col20a1, whose product is annotated as collagen alpha-1(XX) chain. Gene Ontology annotation, molecular function: protein binding. The record is from RefSeq and is a predicted model, not a curated record. The transcript has 42 exons. Lineage: Eukaryota; Metazoa; Chordata; Actinopteri; Clupeiformes; Engraulidae. Bases 513 to 5369 code for a protein of 1618 amino acids.